Pipistrellus kuhlii (Kuhl's pipistrelle) is the source of this 8288-nucleotide messenger RNA. It is a transcript of the gene FN1, whose product is annotated as fibronectin 1. Gene Ontology annotation, molecular function: integrin binding; proteoglycan binding. The record is from RefSeq and is a predicted model, not a curated record. NCBI's taxonomy places the organism in Eukaryota, Metazoa, Chordata, Mammalia, Chiroptera, Vespertilionidae. The coding region runs from base 202 to 7584 and encodes 2460 amino acids. The transcript is spliced from 46 exons. Gene Ontology annotation, biological process: nervous system development; heart development; cell-substrate junction assembly. Gene Ontology annotation, cellular component: extracellular region.
AGAGGGCUCCCCAGCACGAAUCCCGGCCCCGCAGCCCCAACUUGUCUCCAUCCUCCUUUCCUCCUCCUCCGCCCUCCGCCCGUCCCCGUCCCCGUGCCCGUCCUCGGACCCGUCCCUCCCCGAAGGCAUCCCCGGGGCGCGGGCAGGGCUCGCGCGGUCGGACGCACCGGGCGCGGAGAGGCGCUGUCCCCGGCGCUCAGGAUGCUGCGGGGCGCGGGCCCCGCGCUGCUGGCCGCCCUGUGCCUGGCGCUGGCGGGGGCCGCGGCGGGCGCCCGGCGGGGCCGGAGGCAGGAGCAGCAGCGGCUGCUGCCCCAGCUCGCCGCCGCCGUCAGCGAGAGCAAGCCUGGCUGCUAUGAUAACGGGAAUCACUAUCAAAUAAACCAACAAUGGGAACGCACGUACCUGGGCAACGUCCUGAUCUGCACGUGUUACGGGGGGAGCCGAGGCUUUAACUGCGAGAGCAAGCCCGAAGCGGAGGAGACUUGCUUUGACAAGUACACUGGCAACACUUACAAGGUGGGGGAAACUUAUGAGCGUCCCAAGGACUCCAUGAUCUGGGACUGUACCUGCAUCGGGGCCGGUCGGAGAAGAAUAAGCUGUACCAUUGCAAACCGCUGCCACGAAGGGGGUCAGUCCUACAAGAUUGGUGACACCUGGAGGAGACCACAUGAGACCGGUGGCUACAUGUUAGAGUGUGUGUGUCUUGGUAACGGGAAAGGAGAAUGGACCUGCAAGCCCAUAGCUGAGAAGUGUUUUGACAACGCUGCUGGGACGUCCUACGUUGUCGGGGAAACCUGGGAGAAGCCCUAUCAAGGCUGGAUGAUGGUGGACUGUACUUGUCUGGGAGAAGGCAGCGGACGCAUCACCUGCACCUCCAGAAACAGAUGCAACGACCAAGACACCAUGACGUCCUAUCGCAUCGGGGAGACCUGGAGCAAGAAGGACGCUCGGGGGAACCAGCUCCAGUGCAUCUGCACGGGCAACGGCCGGGGGGAGUGGAAGUGUGAGAGGCACACGUCCCUGCAGACCACGUCCACUGAUGUUGAAAUGGCCGUUUUUCAGCGUCAGCCUCAGCCUCAGCCUCAGCCUCAGCCUUACCCCCAGCCUCCUUCCUAUCCGCACUGUAUCACAGACAGCGGUGUGAUCUACUCAGUCGGGAUGCAGUGGCUGAAGAUACAAGGAGAUAAGCAGAUGCUUUGCACUUGCCUGGGCAAUGGAGUCAGCUGUGAAGAGAGAGCUGUCACUCGGACUUUUGGUGGCAAUUCCAACGGGGAGCCAUGUGUCUUACCAUUCACCUACAACAGCCGGACUUUCUACUCCUGCACCGGUGAAGGGCGACAGGAUGGACAUUUCUGGUGCAGCACGACUUCCAAUUAUGAACAAGACCAGAAAUAUUCCUUCUGUACAGACCAGACUGUUAUGGUUCAAACUCGAGGUGGAAAUUCCAAUGGUGCCUUGUGCCACUUCCCCUUCCUGUACAACAACCACAACUACACCGACUGUACCUCCGAGGGCAGGAGAGACAACAUGAAGUGGUGCGGGACCACACCCAACUACGACACUGACCAGAAGUUUGGGUUCUGCCCUAUGGCCGCCCACGAAGAAAUCUGCACGACCUCGGAAGGGAUCAUGUACCGUGUUGGAGACCAGUGGGAUAAGCAGCAUGACAUGGGGCACAUGAUGAGGUGCACAUGUGUGGGCAAUGGUCGUGGGGAAUGGACCUGUGUCGCCUACUCCCAGCUCCGAGAUCAAUGCAUUGUGGACGACGUCACUUACAAUGUGAAUGACACGUUUCACAAGCGCCAUGAAGAGGGCCACUUGCUGAACUGCACCUGCUUUGGUCAGGGCCGGGGCCGGUGGAAGUGUGAUCCUGUCGACCAAUGCCAAGAUUCAGAAACCCGAACAUUUUAUCAAAUCGGAGACACCUGGGAGAAGUAUGGGCAGGGGGUCAGGUACCAGUGCUAUUGCUUCGGUCGCGGCAUUGGGGAAUGGCAUUGCCAACCUCUUCAGACCUAUGCAGUUCCAUCUUCAGAAAGGACUGGUCCUGUCCAGGUCAUCAUCACCGAGACCCCCAGCCAACCCAAUACUCACCCCAUCCAGUGGAAUGUGCCCGAGUCAUCCCACAUCACCCAGUACAUCCUCCGAUGGAGGCCUAAAAAUUCUCCAGGCCGUUGGAAGGAGGCCACCAUUCCAGGCCACUUAAACUCCUACAUGAUUAAAGGCCUGAGGCCUAACGUGGUGUACGAGGGGCAGCUCAUCAGCUUCCAGCAGUCUGGCCACAGAGAGGUGACACGCUUUGACUUCACAACCACCAGUACCAACUCCAUGACCGGCAACACCGUGACGGGCGAGACAACACCCCUUUCUCCCGUGGUGGCCACUUCUGAAUCUGUCACUGAAAUCACGUCCAGCGGCUUUGUGGUCUCGUGGGUCUCAGCUUCAGACACGGUGACAGGAUUCCGUGUGGAGUACGAGCUGAGCGAGGAUGGAAGCCACCCCCAUUACCUGGACCUUCCAAGCACGGCCACCUCUGUAAACCUCCCCGACCUGCUGCCUGGCCGGAAAUACAUUGUGAAUGUCUAUCAGAUAUCCGAGGAAGGAGAGCAGAGUCUGAUCCUGUCUACCUCACAGACAACAGCACCCGAUGCCCCUCCGAACCCUUCUGUGGACCGGGUUGAUGACACCGCCAUUGUUGUUCGCUGGAGCAGGCCCCAGGCACCCAUCACAGGAUACAGAAUCGUGUAUUCACCCUCAGUUGAAGGCAGUAGCACAGAACUCAACCUUCCUGAGACCGCCAACUCCGUCACGCUGAGUGACCUGCUGCCUGGCGUGCGGUAUAACAUCACCAUCUACGCUGUAGAGGAGAACCUAGAAAGCGCUCCUGUCUUCAUCCAGCAGGAGACCACUGGUGUCCCCCGUGCAGAUAAAGUGCCUCCGCCCCGGGACCUGCAGUUUGUGGAAGUGACGGACGUGAAGGUCACCAUCAUGUGGACAGCCCCUGACAGCGCGGUGACGGGAUACCGCGUGGAUGUGAUCCCCGUCCACAUGCCUGGGGAGCACGGCCAGCAGCUGCCCGUCAGCAGGAACACCUUUGCCGAAAUCCUGGGGCUGACCCCCGGGGUCACGUACCACUUCAAGGUCUUUGCCGUGAACCACGGCAUGGAGAGCAAGCCUCUCGUGGGAGAACGGACAACCAAAUUGGAUUCUCCCACUAACCUCCAGUUUAUGAAUGAAACUGACACGACUGUCAUAGUGACCUGGACUCCGCCUCGGGCCCGGAUAAGCGGGUACCGACUGACCGUGGGCCUGACCCGGGGAGGCCAACCCCAGCAAUUCACUGUGGGGCCCUCCGCCACACAGCACCCCCUGAAGAAUCUGCAGCCUGGGUCCGAGAACACGGUCACCCUCGUGGCUGUGAAAGGCAACCAGCAGAGCCCCCCGGUCACUGGAGUCUUUACUACCCAGAAGCCCAUGAGCUCCAUCCCACAUUACGACACAGAGGUGAACGAGACCACCAUAGUGAUAACAUGGACACCUGCUCCCAGGAUUGGCUUUAAGCUGGGGGUACGACCAAGCCAGGGAGGAGAAGCUCCGCGAGAAGUGACUUCAAAGUCAGGAAGCAUCGUGGUGUCUGGCCUGACUCCCGGUGUGGAGUACGAGUACUCCGUCUCGGUCCUCAAAGACGGGCGACAGAGCGGCACACCCAUUGUCAACAAAGUGGUGACACCUAUAACUCCCCCAACAAACUUACACCUGGAGAGCAACCCUGACACGGGAGUGCUGACAGUCUCCUGGGAAAGAAGCACCACCCCUGACAUCAGUGGUUAUAGAAUCACCACCAUCCCAACAAAUGGCCAGCAGGGAUAUUCUCUGGAAGAAGUGGUCCAUGCAGAUCAGAGUUCCUGCACUUUUGAGCACCUGAGUCCUGGCCUGGAGUACAAUGUCAGUGUUUACACGAUCAAAGAUGACAAGGAAAGUGCCCCUAUCUCUGCUGCCAUCGUGCCAGAGGUGCCCCAGCUCACUGACCUAAGCUUUGUUGAUAUAACCGAUUCAAGCAUCGGCCUCCGGUGGACCCCCUUAAACUCCUCCACCAUUAUUGGGUACCGCAUCACAGUAGUUGCGGCAGGAGAAGGUAUCCCCAUAUUUGAAGAUUUUGUGGACUCCUCGGUAGGAUACUACACAGUUACAGGGCUGGAGCCGGGCAUUGACUAUGACAUCAGCGUUAUCACUCUCAUUAAUGGCGGAGAGAGUGCCCCUACUACACUGACACAGCAAACGGCUGUCCCUCCUCCCACUGACCUGCGGUUCACCAAUGUUGGUCCAGACACUAUUCGUGUCACGUGGGCCCCGCCUCCAUCCAUUGAAUUGAGCAACUUCCUGGUGCGCUACUCACCCGUGAAAAAUGAGGAGGAUGUUGCAGAGCUGUCCAUUUCUCCAUCAGACAAUGUGGUGGUCUUGACAAAUCUCCUGCCUGGCACCGAAUAUUUGGUCAGCGUCUCCAGUGUUUAUGAACAACACGAGAGCACACCACUCAGAGGAAGGCAGAAAACAGGUCUUGAUUCCCCAACUGGCAUUGACUUCUCUGAAAUCACUGCCAACUCUUUCACGGUGCAUUGGAUUGCUCCUCGAGCCACCGUCACUGGCUACAGGAUUCGCCAUCAUCCCGAACAUGGUAGUGGAAGACCUCGAGAAGAUCGAGUGCCCCCGACUCGGAAUUCCAUCACCCUCACCAACCUCAAUCCGGGCACAGAAUAUGUGGUCAGCAUUGUUGCACUCAAUGGCAGAGAGGAAAGUCCCUCAUUGGUUGGUCAGCAAUCAACAGUUUCUGAUGUUCCACGGGACCUGGCAAUUAUUGCCACGAACCCCACCAGCCUCCUGCUGAGCUGGGAAGCUCCCCCCGUCACAGUGAGAUAUUACAGGAUCACCUAUGGAGAAACAGGAGGACACGGCCCCGUCCAGGAAUUCACUGUGCCGGGGAGCAGGUCUACAGCAGAAAUCAAGGGCCUCACACCUGGAGUAGACUACACCGUCACUGUGUAUGCUGUCACAGGCCGCGGGGACAGCCCGGCAAGCAGCAAGCCAGUUUCCAUUAAUUACCAGACAGGAAUUGACAAACCACCACAGAUGCAUAUCACUGAUGUUCAGGAUAAUAGCAUCAGUGUCAGAUGGCUGCCCUCAAGCUCCCCUGUCACUGGCUACCGAGUGACCACUGUUCCCAAAAACGGCCGGGGACCGCCCAUCACGAAAACUGCAGGUCCAGAUCAAACAGAAAUGACCAUCGAAAGCUUGCAGCCCACAGUGGAGUAUGAGGUCAGUGUCUACGCUCAGAGUCCAAACGGAGAGAGUAAGCCUCUGGUCCAGACGGCCGUCACCAACAUUGAUCGCCCCAAAGGACUGACAUUCACUGAGGUGAAUGUCGAUUCCAUCAAAAUUGCCUGGAAAAGCCCACAGGGGCACGUUUCCAAGUACAGGGUGACCUACUCGAGCCCUGAGGAUGGAAUCCAUGAGGUCUUCCCCGGUGCUGAAGAAGAAACUGCAGAGCUGAAGGGCCUCAAGCCCGGUUCUGAGUACACAGUCAGUGUGGUUGCCUUGAACGGCGAUAAGGAGAGCAAGCCCUUGAUUGGAACGCAGUCCACAGCCAUUCCUGCACCAACCAAUCUGAAGUUCACUCAGGUUACCCCAACAAGCCUGACUGUCCAGUGGACAGCCCCCACUCUUGAGCUCACUGGCUAUCGGGUGUGGGUGACCCCCAAGGAGAAGACAGGACCAACGAAAGAAAUCAACCUUGCUCCCGAUAGCACAUCUGCGGUUAUCUCAGGACUCAUGGUGGCCACCAAAUAUGAAGUGAAUGUCUACGCUCUUAAGAACACUUUGACGAGCAGACCAGCUCAAGGAGUUGUCAGUACCUUGGAGAAUGUCAGCCCUCCACGAAGAGCCCGUGUGACAGAUGCCACUGAGACCACCAUCACCAUUAGCUGGAGAACCAAGACCGAGCCAAUCACCGGCUUCCAAGUUGAUGCUGUACCAGGAAAUGGCCAGGCUCCAGUUCAGAGAAUGAUCAGCCCCGAUGUCAGAAGCUACACCAUCACAGGCUUACAACCCGGCACUGACUACAAGAUCCACUUGUCCACCCUGAACGAGAAUGCCAGGAGCUCCCCUGUCAUCAUCGACGCCUCCACAGCCAUCGAUGCACCAUCCAACCUGCAUUUCCUGGCCACCACACCCAACUCCUUGCUGGUAUCAUGGCAGCCACCCCGAGCCAAGAUUACUGGUUAUAUCAUCAAGUAUGAGAAGGCUGGGUCCCCUCUCAGAGAAGUGGUCCCUCGGCCCCGCCCUGGUGUCACAGAGGCUACUAUCACUGGUCUGGAACCAGGAACCGAGUACACAAUCCACAUCAUUGCCCUCAAGAACAACCAGAAGAGUGAGCCUCUGAUUGGGAGGAAAAUGACAGAUGAGCUUCCCAAACUGGUAACCCUUCCACACCCCAAUCAUCAUGGACCAGAGAUCUUGGAUGUUCCCUCCACAGCUCAAAAGACCCCUUCUGACAACAUUCCUGGCACUGCAGGUGGGCAGCCCAAUGAUGCUCGACAAAUGAUCUUUGAGGAGCAUGGAUUUAGGCGGACCACACCACCCACAAUGGCCACCCCUGUCAGGCCGAGGCCAGGUCCGUAUCCACCGAAUGUAAAUGCGGUGAUCCAAAUUGGUCAUGUCCCCAAGGGGGGUGUAGACCACCUCUACCCUCAUGUUGUGGGACUCAAACCAAAUGCUUCUACAGGACAAGAAGCUCUCUCUCAGACAACCAUCUCUUGGACCCCACUCCAGGAAAGCUCUGAGUAUAUAAUUUCAUGUAAUCCAGUUGGCACUGAUGAAGAAACCUUACAGUUCCGAGUUCCUGGAACUUCUACUAGUGCUACCCUGACGGGCCUCACCAGAGGGACCACCUACAACAUCAUCGUGGAAGCAGUGAAGGACCAGCUGAGGCACAAGGUUCGGGAGGAGGUUGUCACUGUGGGCAACUCGGUUGACCAAACCACGGAUGACUCGUGCUUCGACCCCUACACGGUGUCGCAUUACGCCGUCGGACAGGAGUGGGAGCGGUUGUCAGAGUCUGGCUUUAAGCUCUCCUGCCAGUGCUUGGGCUUUGGCAGCGGUCACUUCAGAUGUGACUCGUCUAAGUGGUGCCACGACAACGGUGUGAACUACAAGAUCGGAGAGAAGUGGGAUCACCAGAAAGAGAACGGCCAGCUGCUGAGCUGCACGUGUCUUGGAAACGGAAAAGGAGAAUUCAAGUGCGAGCCUCAUGAGGCCACGUGCUAUGAUGAUGGGAAGACAUACCACACGGGAGAGCAGUGGCAGAAGGAGUAUCUGGGCGCCAUCUGCUCCUGCACAUGCUUCGGAGGCCAGCGGGGCUGGCGCUGUGACAACUGCCGCAAGCCAGGCGCAGGCCCCGGCCCCGAGGGAGCUGCUGGUCACUCCUACAACCAGUAUUCUCCGAGAUACCCACCCAGCUCUACUGUCGACUGCCCAAUUGAGUGCUUCAUGCCGGUAGGUGUCCAGGCUGACAGAGAAGAUUCCCGAGAGUAACGUUUCCAGCCCAGAAAACCACACGUGGAUCUCUGCCGAGGCCCCUCCAAGCUGGAGCGCCAUUAGCAGACCCCAUGCUAGAGUGUUUGUUUCUUCCUUAAGCCCUUUGCUCUGGAGAGUAACUUCUCCAGCUUCAGCUCAGUCCACAGCUUCUCCAAGCAUCACCCUGGCAGUGUUUUGAGAUUUUUAUGGUUAAGCAGGGGCAGUUCCUUGCCUGUGCUGCUCCAGAGUGUUCAACACUGCUCAGUAUUUUUAACGAGAUGAUUCUAAUGGGUGAUUUGGUUUGGGAUCCGCUGGGAAACGCAUGCACCAACCCAGAUGCAGAAUGUACUGACGUGAUUAUUACCAAAACUUUAAGUGGGAAAGUUACCCAAACACUUCUGCUUCCAGUUAACCGUCUGGCCCGCAAUAUUGUAGGAACGGCAUGUCCCCGUGACAUUUAAAAUAUCCACAGUGCUCACUUUUUCCAAAUGAUUCUAGUAAUUGCCUAGAAAUAUCUUUCUCUUACCUGUUAUUUAUCAAUUCCCCCUCCCCCCCCCAGUAUUUUUAUAUGGAAAAAUUUUGCAUUGAAGACACACUUAGUAUGCAGUUGAUAAGAGGAAUUUGGUUUAAUAAUGGUUGGUGAUUAUUUUUUAUACUGUACAUGCCAAAGCUUUACUACUGUGGAAAGACAACUGUUUUAAUAAAAGAUUUACAUUCCACAA